Biomphalaria glabrata is the source of this 9211-nucleotide messenger RNA. Its product is annotated as cysteine-rich motor neuron 1 protein-like. Gene Ontology annotation, cellular component: extracellular region. The transcript is spliced from 14 exons. The record is from RefSeq and is a predicted model, not a curated record. Gene Ontology annotation, molecular function: protein binding; serine-type endopeptidase inhibitor activity. Bases 965 to 3835 code for a protein of 956 amino acids. Lineage: Eukaryota; Metazoa; Mollusca; Gastropoda; Planorbidae.
GUCGGCGGAUAUGAACUGCGACACGAAUUUUUUUUUUUCCUUCUAUUCGAAGCCUCACGACUGUUUGUUAUUUUGAUAAGGUUUUACAGAAGUGAUGUCGCCUCUCGCUUAAACCCUCGCGUCUUCUGCUGGCCUCGGCAUUUGCAGAACUUGUGUAUUAGUCGUGGAUGAUUCGCGGGAAAGUAAAAAAUUAAAAGUUGUUUUUUUUCUCAUAAGGACGCUUCAUAUCUGAGUAUUGAACUCGCACUGUGGACAAAGAUUUCACUUUGAAUUUGAAUAGAGACUAGAUCUAGAUUAGUUCUAUGGACUUUAUAUAAAUAUAGUGUUUCCUAGUGUAAUUUAUCUAUUUAAUUGGAUAACGCCGUCACUAUCAAGUGAUAAGAUAAUGUAAUGAUGUAAUCUGUGUUUUGUAGUUUUAGUCUGGUAAUGUUUUAGUGACUAUAAAAAUAUUCAAUUCAUUCCAUUGUCGCAUUAUUGUGAAAAUACACUUUCCGAUCUAGAUAUCUAGAUCUACAUUUCUAUAUAUAUAUUUGAUGACUACGAUUGACUUCUACAUUCUUGAUUGGAUUAUUUAGACCUGUUCGUGAGUGAAUUAACACAGCGAUUGUCUAGCAUCUGUGACUUUUAAUCAAAACAACCUUUUUUUUUUAUUAAAAGUUUGAUGAACGUAGGAUGUGCAAAUAAAAAAAUAAAAAAAGCUUUUAUGACGUCACACUCAACCACGUGACCCCCCUCGACAUGUCAAGUCUGCUAACAAGUGCAUCUUAAGGUGUGCGGAGGAGGAUUCUCUCCCCUUUCUCUUCAGCCGGUGAAUGUAGUACACGAGGUCAAGGUCAAUUGAAAGAAACAACAACAAAAAAAAAAAAGGGAAAAGGAGUUAAGGAAGACCACAAAGUUUUUCAGGACGCCCACAACGACGUCUUCUUCAGCCCGCACACGCCCGAAUGUCUCUGCGGGCCGUAUCAUGGUCUGCUUCGUGAAACUGGCGGUCCUCUCGCCGCCAAGAAAACUUCAUUUCUGCCAGCGGACUCACCGCCUGGGCUCGAAGAGCUCCGGCGCCCUCAAGCUCGUAGAGGCCAGGGGCGCUCUAGUGACGGGUCUCCUUCUUCUGCUGCUCCUCUGCUGCCAGCUUCAGCAGACGAUGGUGUCCGCGUUGUCCUGUGAACCAUGCGACGUCGCCACGUGCGUCAACGAUACGAACUGCCCAGGCGGGAUGGUUCUCGGGCCCUGCCGGUGCUGCUACGAGUGCGCGCGCCAGGUGAACCAAAGCUGUGGAGGCAUAUACGAUCUCUCAGGAACGUGCGACAAGAACCUGCAUUGCGUCAGGCCUUUAAGUGAGGAUGUUACGUCAGAGGAGAGUCUUGUUGGAAUAUGCAUGGAAAUACCAGAAAUGGGAUGCUCUGGUCAGAACUGCCCACCAGCCUACAUUGAACGCCUGUGUCCCCCAGACUCCUCCGUGGCAUUCAAGACCCGGAAGUCGGAGGACCCUGGGAGCGCCGACACCAGUCCUCGCCCUCCGGAAGAUGCCCAGGUCCGAGACGCUCAGAGCAAGGCGUCACAGCCUCACGGAGAGGCCCCUGAGAUGAACCACCUUGACCUUCCCUCACGGGAUUCCACGCUCUACUGUGUGUGCAAUAUGUCCGCCUGUCACAUUCCCUCGUGCGCGCGCGGCUUCACGUUACGUCUGCUGCAGAAUGCAACCGGCCUUCCCGGCACGUGCUGUGACGUGUACGAAUGUCAGAGGUCGAACGAUUGUCCCUCGACCAUGUGUCCACCAAUCGAAGAAGAGCCAUGCCCAGAGGAUAGUGUCCGACUGAUGCCCAUGUGGACAGAUGACCACUGCUGCGAGGUGCAGCAAGGGUGUUCUUGCCCCAUUGAAAACAAGUGUGAGGAUGUGGAGUGUCCUGUUGGAUACCACCUUGACGUCAUCUCUGAGGCCACUGGACUUCCUGGGUCCUGCUGUACCAAAUUUACUUGUAUUCCAGAAUUUUUCCUGACGUGUAAAUUCAAUGGCAAAGAAAUGAGAAACGGCGAGGUCUGGAAGGCUGACGAGUGCCGGACCUGCACGUGCAACAACGGGGUCAGCAAGUGCACGCGGAGGACCUGCCCAGGCCCGAGCUGUUCUUACAUGGUGUACAUCGAGGGGGAGUGCUGCCCUGUGUGUAGAGGCUGUGUGUCCGAGUCUGGUCAAGUGCACAACGAGUCAGACACUUGGAAGGAGAAUGACUGCACCACGUGCACAUGUCGUAACGGCAAGGCAGAGUGCCAGGCGGAGAUGUGUGCCGUAGAGUGUCUUAAGCCGAAACGUGUGCCUGGGCAGUGCUGUUCUGUUUGUGAAGAGACUUGCAACUUGUUCUGCCCGUUUGGUUUCAAGUUGGACAGCCAAGGGAACUCACUCUGCGUAUGUUCGGAAGACAAAUGCGCGGCGUUGAAGGAGCAGAAGUGUGACAAGCACUGCGAGUACGGCUACAAGACGACCAGGGACGGCUGUGUCAAGUGCAAGUGUAACAAGUGCCCGCAGCUGGAAUGCACCAAGCGAUGCACUCACGGCUACGCGCUGAAUGAUGAAGGCUGUCCAUUAUGCAAAUGUAAAGAAUCCUACACUCCGGGCUUGAUCAGCACUGAGCACCAGCGUGGAGAUGGCAGGCAGUGUAUGUCACAGCAGGGCUCAAGGUAUGUCAACGGUGAAUCAUGGAACGAUGGCUGCAGAAAGUGCUACUGCCACAAUGGCCUGGAGAUGUGUUCCUUGCUGGCCUGCCCUGCCCCGAUCUGUAACCAUCCCGUGUUUAGAGUUGGAGACUGCUGCCCCACGUGUCCAGGUCUGACAGUGCCAGAACUAGAAGGAGAAGGGGAGAAAUGCCAGUCGGCUGAAGGACAUCACUAUGUAGAGGGUGAAACCUGGCAGAUGGACUCCUGCACAUUGUGUGUGUGCCAUGGUGGCAACAUCCUCUGCCAAACAUCCUCCUGCCCCCCUGUGGUGUGCCAUCAUCCGGUCAAACCAGAGGGGCAGUGCUGUGCCAUAUGCAGAGGUGAUGACCUGAGUUCUCUCCCUGUGGCUGGACAUCACCACUGCCGCUCACCUACCUCUAUGAUGUAUAAACACGGCGAGACUUGGCAGUCCACACCUUGCCAGAGCUGUACAUGUCUGGAUGGGCAAAUCAUCUGCUACAAUCAGGUGUGCCCUGUGGUCAGUUGCAACAAGACAGUGCUAAAAAAAGGCCAGUGCUGUCCCACUUGUGUUGAAGCAGCAAAAGCACAAUUCUGUGUUUACAACAAUGUCACCUAUGACUCUGGAGAAAAAUGGCAGGGAGAUAACUGCACUCAAUGUGUAUGUGUACAUGGAAAGAAGGAGUGCUUUCCCAUGUCUUGCCCUAGUUUGGAUUGCACAUUUGGUGUUAUCAAAAUGUCCGACCAGUGUUGCCUUGAAUGUUAUGAUGGACCAAAACCUGAAGCUACUGUUCACAACAGUACCUAUGAACAGCAAGUGUACACACAUUCUGAUACUUCUGAGCAUGGUGAGGAGAAAUCUACUUUUAACGCUACAGCUUUUGGGUUUUCUAUGCUAGCCCUAGCUUUAGGACUAAUUAUUGUCAUUGGGGUUCUCGUAAGAAUUUUGAUUCUGAAAUCUAGACAGUAUCGCAGCCGACCCAAUGAUCAAAAUGUUGAGAAUCAAAGAAAUCUCUUGCAAAAUGAGAACAAAAUGUACUGGCCAGUAAAGUUCACCCCUGUCAAAGCUCCAGACAUUGUAAACAAAAAUAGAAGCAGCAACGACUACACUGAAAUGGACUUCAGCGAUGGCUCAAAAGGAAGCUACAGGCCUGCUGUGAAUUCAUGAUUCUGCAUGCCCACAGUAAAUGUAAGAAUAAACAGGCCCAUGAUUAUCUUGUGAAUUAUGAAAUACACCGGAUAAAGUUUUAAAUGUUCUCGUGUGAAAUGAGUUUCUGCUCCAAAUGCAAAUGAGCAACGAUCCGUUGUGAUGUCAAAGUGAAGUUUGAAAGAUACUGACUUAAUAGCCUUGAAUACAAUUGACCUAUUGGUUACAAUAGUAUAUAAUAAGGCUGAAGAGCUAUCUCAAAGACCUUAAGAACAUUCCUGUAGUAAUGCUAGUACAUUCAUACUGAAUCAGCUUCAUGCUUAGACUCAACUCAUCGCACUUACCGUCUGCAAUAAGAGAAUAGACUUUCUCCUGCUGCAAAUACUCCAAUGUUUGCAAUGUCAUUGUCCUAUGACCGAAGUAGUUAAUUUAUGUAGAGUCAAACCUCAUUAUAUGGAGUUGAACCAGAUUGCCUCAUUUUGUUUGAAAAAACCAAAGAAAAUUGAUUGUCAUAGUCCAGAGCUGAGCAGAGAAAUGUUCAAUAUGACAUAGAUUUCUACAUUUUCAUUUAGCUGUGUUGGAUAUAAUAAGGUUUGACUGUAUAUUGAAAGUUAGUUUGGUUGGAUGAAGAGGUUGGCAGUGUAUCACAAACAUAUCAACCCUGCUAGGAAUGAUUCUAUACAGUCACGCAGCUGACAUUAUAAGUUUAGUUCAACUUUUGUGUUCUAGUGUUUUAUUAGCCAUAGCCCACAGCAGUAUUUCUCAAAUUAGGGGGCUCCACAGGUCAAAGUUUUGAGAAACACUUAGACCUGUAUAUAUAGUUUAGUUUUGGUGUCAUGAGGUUAUAGAUAAACUAUUUUUCUCUCUCUAAAAUCAACAUAUUCCUUACAAAAAGUUUUCUACCAUCAAGCAUUCCAAACAACAAACCGAAACAAAAAAUUUGAUAUUAAAAAAUCAAAAUUCUAUUCCUACCUUUGUUGUUCACAGUCAGUCCUGCUCAAUCCACUUCCAUAUACUAACUAUAUCAUUGUCACAUUUUGAAUACACUUUAAUGAAUUCACACAAAUCCAACAUUGUUUUAGGCAGAAGUUACAUCCUUUAAAAAGCAUUUAAAAUAGUAGGGAAAAAAAAGACCAAUAUUUGUACAUUGCAUCAAUCAAUGUUCCCAAUCAUAUGCUCAAGGUGUAGAAUGAAUUUCACUAUUUUUUAAACUACAGUCUCCAAUAUUAUGAAAACAAAAUGACAAGACAUAUUGGACUUACAGCACAUUUGUAACAUUGACCUAACUUGGACUUCAGUUUGUUUUUCUAGUUAAAUAUAUGUAAAUGAAUGUUAAAUUUCACAUUAAUAUUUUUUUUACUGAUUAAAUCAAUUAAAAAAAAAUAUUUUUAAAAAUUCUAACGGAAUGAAUUUUUUUUUUUAAUAUUAAUUAUACUAUGUAAAUAUUUUUUUUUAAUUCACCAAAGUUCAUAUUUCCUGUCAUCCUAUUUUAAAUUAAAAUGCACUACAUAUUUGAUUUGUCUAUUAGCCAAAAAAAAAAAAAAAGCAAUUAUCUUAUGAUUAUUUUGAACUAUGAUCAACUUAAAUCAACAAAUGGUUAUCACUAUAUCCAAAUCAUCUUCUUAUAAUGUGCAAUACUGCACAUCUUUAAUCAGUUGAUAAAAUAACAAAAGUAAGGACUAAUGAAUUUUUAAAAACAGGUCUGGACAAUGUAGUACAUUUCAGCAGCGUAGAAUAAUUUUGUUUGAUUCUUGACAACAUGGGCUCUCGCUAUUUCACUUUCUGCUCCAUCGUAUAUUUCUCUUUCACUUCCUGGCUUUGUUCUUCCCAGCAUUCAAUUUCUCUUCUGAAACUUCAUUUCUUUUAUAUUUUACUACUAAUUCCUCGCAUUGUACAGAUUGCAUACACAUCUACGAGAAAGGUCUACUGUUAACUUUUGAUACUUUAAAUGUUUACAAAAAUUUCUGGGGAAAAGUCAAAAAGUCGUCAUUCACCAUCAUGAAACAAACAUUUUACAAAUUGUAUUUACUUCAUCAAAUUUUGUACACUUUAAAACCACAGUCGUUUUUUUUUUUAUGUACAUUUAAUUUUUGGCGCAGUUUAUAACUUUAACUAAAAUAUCACACACUGGUCAUUUGUAAAUAAAGAAGAAUCAAUAUUUGUGAUACUUUUUUUCAUUACACUUGCAUUAUUACUGCUACAGACUGUCUCAUGUGUUAAUAUUGAUAUCUUUUCUAUAUUCUUAAUAAUGUUUUGAUUUCAAAAAUGUUAAUUAUGUAUAUAUAUAUAUUCAUGCAUACCAUGUCUAAAAUUUAAUGAACAUGAGAGUUACAAAUGUUUGGUAUUUCCGAAGCCCAAUUUUAUUUUUUAUAGCAAAAAAAAUUUUUUUUUUGGUGUUAAAAUAUUUAUGAGUUGUCAAGCCUCAUUGCUUGACAAUUAGAGCCCAGGCUGUGAAGAUAAUUUGCAACAAGAAAGAAUAGAAACUUAUUAUUUUAAGAUUGAUUAGACAAAAUGUGUUUGUCAAAAAAAACAACUGAAUGUUAAAGUAUAGUAUGAAGUUGUCAAACAGAAAGCUACAACAUGCCAUAUGUCAUGGAUGUCCUUGUUGCCAAGUCACUAGAAAAUAUUCAAUGUCAACAGUUUAUUUUAUAUAAAUUGUUACUGCAUUGUUUUCCAAAACUUUUUAGCAUUGUGGCAUUAAUUGUGUUUGUUAUUAAAAAAAACAAAAUGGCUGCAUACAAAAACCAUUUUUUCUUUUUCAAAUUAUAACAAGUCAACACAUUUUUUGGUAAAGGUGGAACUGAAUAAAUUGAUUAUUAUUGUUGUACAGUUGUAAUGUUUGUAUAAGUUUUCCAAUUAAUUUAUUUGAUAUUAGACUAUGUCAUUAUUUGUUGUACUGUUUGUUUUAACUACAUAUCAUGUUCUUGAGGGUUCAGAAUAAUCUGUUUUUUUCCUGGGACAUUUUAGACAAAGUUUUCUGUUCUCUCCUGAGUUUAUGAUUCGAAUGUGCUAAUCUUUUUAUUUAAUUUUAUUUGGCGUUGGUGUUUAGAAUCUGUGCUAUGUAUAAAAAAAAACACAACAUUGAAAUCUUCAAUAAGUGCUAUAUAAAUAUUAUUUCCUAGCAAUGUUUUAUCUUAGGUUGUCGGUUGUGGGGCUAAAACUGCUUAGUUACCUAUCCAGGGGCUCAAGUUUGAAUCCAGACUAUGAGUUGUGUUUACUAAGCACCUAGAGGCAACAUGGAAUCUCCCUGCCCCACAUGUCCACUAAUGUGAUUGGACCCUAGAGAACGGACCAUUUUGAAAGAUGUGAAAAGCAAUUUUAAAAAUCAUAUUAGCUUAAGCCUAAUCAACAAAAGUUUCAGAGGGAAUAGUGGCAAAUCAAAUCAGUGUCUUCAAAACAAUGUAAUCUAGUUAUCACUGUUAGUUUUUUGUUUACAGGCUAUGUACAAGUAAUAGACAUUUUACAAUUCUUGUGUUUUUGAAGACUGUUUCUUUAAGAGCUACUAGAUUCUCAGGCUUAGUAAACAGAAGAGUCCAUUUCUUUGAGGUCCACCAGGUUAGGAGAAAGAGUUCUAAAUUUCUAUUCCCAUGUCAAGAAAGUUUCAGAUUUGAAAUGCGCAUUAUGUCUUUCAUGCUUGCAUUGCUUCAGCUUUCUCAAUGCUAUGUUUGUCUUUUUUCCUGUUUCAUAUAUUGGCUGAAGAGUUCUCCACAUUUGACCUCUCCCUGUGACAUCAUUUCUGUAUGACUUCUUCAAACAUGUGUAUAAUUUUCUUUUGUUCUCUCCACAAUGUCCACAUUAGACUACUUCUGUAGAAUAUUUAUGCUCCUAUUUCACUGUGACGUGUUUACAUACGUGUACAAAACUGAAUUUCAUAUCAUUUUUUUAUCCUUCUCCUAUGUAUUUUAAAUGUUUUUUCUCUUGCAGUGUAAUAUUCGAUGAUUUUCAUCACAAUAUUAUAUGACGCGACAAUUUCUAAUGUCUAAGUUUUAAUAUUUGUGGUAUCGUAAAAUUAUUUAAGUGCUGAGGUUUACAUUUUUUAUCCGUUUUUUUUUUUAUGAGAGCAAGUUGUUUGUACUCGUGAAGCAUUUGAGGGACCAUCAAUAUUUAUUACAUGUUUUGAAACAGGCACAUAUUGUAGUAUCCCAACAUCAAAGUUUCUGUUUGAGAUGUUUCUUUUUGAGAUGUUUCUUUUGUUCAGUCAAAGAAUGACAAGAAAAAAAUUAAUCCCUGCAACUAUAACUUUUUUAUUACUUGGAAUAAUUAAUUUUUUUUUAAAGAACUUCUGUAACUUAUAAGAUAUAAUAUACACCAAAAUUUUCUUUUAGCUUGAGCUGUAAUUCAAAUUUUUUUUUUGUUGCUUAGUAAAAAACUUAACCUGAUGUAGUAAAUUUGUUAUUAAAAUUGUAUUUAAAGAAUUUUCACCGCAUUUAUUCUACUGCUGGAUAAUAUUAUAUGUGUAAAUAAAUAUACCUAUAUUUUGCGUGUAGUAAUUAUGUCCAAAGUUGAUCACUUACAUAUUUUGAUACUAAAUGCAAUUGUACAAUUUUAUCACUAAAUUUAUAUUUUUUUACUUUUUGUUUUUUUACAUACUUAUUACCUUUUCUUUAAGUCCAGAGUCUAAACAUUUACAUACAUCUUUUGACCUUGAAUUACUUCGACACUCAAAGCCAACCUUACUAUCCUACAUUCAAGUAACCUAGCUUAGUCUUUCAGUUUACUUCACAAUUACUUCAGAUCUAUGUAGUCUUUCAGCUUGAGGAGAAAUAUUUACAUUUUUUUAAUGAAUUUUUUUUUUUGGUAAAAUUUUUAAAGUACAAAUAUCAAAGUUAGAAUGAUUAAUGAACUGUUCAAAAAAUAUACAUAAAUUUCUAGACUCCAAAGCAAUCAUUGAUCAAAUUUAUUUAUUUAUUUAUUUAUAUCUCAAUUGCAUUUAGUCAAUGUAUUACCAUUGACAGUCAGACACAUUUUUUUUUGUCUUCUGGUUAUUGUAAAGUAAAUAUUAUUUAUCUGAGCUGGUGACAUUUUGAUGACAUUUAGAUGGCAACAUUUUGAUGAUGUCAUUUACUUGAGCUGGUAACAUUUUGAUGAUGUCAUUUAGAUGGCAACAUUUUGAUGAUGUCAUUUAUUUGAGCUGGUAACAUUUUGAUGAUGUCAUUUACUUGAGCUGGUAACAUUUUGAUGAUGUCAUCUACUUGAGCUGGUAACAUUUUGAUGAUGUCAUUUGCUCCUUUUUUAUGACCAUGGAUGUUUGUGAUUCAUUUUGUGUCUUUUCAUAUGACAAGGUAACUCUACUACAGUUGUAUUGAUUUCAAUGAUGUGUCAUGUAUAGAAAGAAUCAUUUUGUUUUUACUGAACAAAAAAAAAAUCAAAUAAAUUCGAUUGAUGCCAUACAGCAAA